This is a messenger RNA of Sitophilus oryzae (rice weevil), 435 nucleotides long. RefSeq lists its product as uncharacterized. Gene Ontology annotation, molecular function: DNA binding. NCBI's taxonomy places the organism in Eukaryota, Metazoa, Arthropoda, Insecta, Coleoptera, Curculionidae. The transcript has a single exon. The record is from RefSeq and is a predicted model, not a curated record. Gene Ontology annotation, biological process: DNA integration; DNA transposition. Bases 1 to 435 code for a protein of 144 amino acids.
AUGCCAGGGCACGAAAUUUUUGCCUUCGAUAGGGCCCGAAUUAUCGCUUUGCAUGAAGAAGGUCUCAGCAGGCAUCAAAUUGCUGAUCGUUUAAAUUUAGUGCGAAGUACUGUCAGCCGAAUUAUACAACGGUAUAUGGACACCGGAAAUGUAAGAUCUCGUCCUAGGUUGGGCCGUCCAAGGAUAACGACUGAACGACAGAAUCGCUACUUGGCUCAAUUUGCCAGAAGAAAUCGGUCAGUUCCAAUUCUAGAGAGACGAUCUCAGUUUAAACGAACUUACGACCAAGUGAUAUCAAGCCGAACCAUUUCCAGGCGACUUUCUAAUGCUGGAUUGCGGCGUAGACGUCCAUUGCGAGUCCCUCUAUUAACUUUACAUCAUAGACAAAGGAGGCUACAGUGGGCUAGAGAACACCAGACCUGGUUAUUACCUUAG